AUGCUCGAACGGUCAACUGCGGAAGGAGAGCUUGCUGGCGACGAGGAGCUAGUGCGAGCAGGUGAGAAGUCCGCCAUCGUAGCAGCGGAUGGUGAAGAUGCUGAAGCUCCUGUAUCAGCAGACCCUGCAGUGUGUGCCGAAGGGCCAGGUGUGGAUGAAUUACUAGCGAAAUACGAUCAACAGAUCUCAGAUCGCAGGCUCUGA
Linum trigynum is the source of this 204-nucleotide messenger RNA. Lineage: Eukaryota; Viridiplantae; Streptophyta; Magnoliopsida; Malpighiales; Linaceae. The record is from the annotation of a GenBank genome assembly.